AUGAGAAUGCAGGAGUAUGGUGAUGUUCGUUAUGUUUUCAAGGAAACGAUCAGCCUGAUCAGGGGUCCGGGCUUGAUCGAGGUUGUCAUUCUGACAGAAUUCUUCCGACCCGCCCAAAGUUCCUUCACGGCCGCCGCCUCGUCGCCCAAGUCACGUUUGCCACGUCGAGCCUCUCCCAGCAUCCCCGCCUCGCCAGUUUGUUCGAGCAGACCCAGUAGCUCAACCGGCAGAGACCAUGUCCUUCCAUCUCAGAAGAGCGCGACGGACAUCGAGCUUACGGCAGCAUCGACGCAAAGCAAGGAAGGCCUCAACUCAGCUCAUCCAGAGCUUUCCUUAUCCUCCAAUCUCUCCAGUUCACCCAGCAGCCCAGCACCUCAAUCGUAUGGGAAUUGCGAACAAGUCUCAAAGGUCAAGCAUCCGAAAAACCUAGGCCCACCACCAGCCACCGAACCCGAUGAGACGGGACAAUACGAAUCCUAUACCUGCCAUCAAUGCCGUGUCAAAACCACCCGACCAAAGAUGAUCUGUGAUCAAUCACACGAUCCUAACUGUUUCCGUCGAGUCUGUCGCAACUGUUUGCUGAAUCGAGCGGCAUACAACGGCAUCCCCGAGCUCCAGCCUCCGAUAUUCCAGUUUGUCCCAGGCGGGAAGAUGCUGUGUGUGAAAUGCAGGGGCAUCUGUCCUUGUGCUGACUGUCGGAGGAAACGGGGUGAAAAGGAAGAGAAUCGAAGGGGGCUGAAUUUGAAUAAUGGCUUUUAUGGGUUGACACCCGAGGAUAAGGAGAAGGCGCUGAUGAAGAAUAAACGAAAUCGAGAAAAGGCCGUGCUGAAAAAGGCCUCCCGUGCCCGCCUAGACCUGGUCAAUCCAGUACCCUCCGUGGGUGAUCAAGCUUCGGAAGUCCCCUCAGGACCCCUGACGCGGAAGAAACAACUCAAGGAGCCAUGGUCAGACGACAUAAUCUGCUUGGAUCAAGCUCCAGCGACUUCGUCCGGCAAACCUAGCCAAACUAAGCCUGUCCGUCGGCCCAUCUUACCCGCUGAGGGAACCGGGGUCACCGCGAAUAUAAACCGCCAAUCGAACAAGAGACCACUCACAAAUCAGACAGAUCACACUGCCCUCAUGAAAGAUUUUGGAAACUAA
Messenger RNA from Puccinia graminis f. sp. tritici CRL 75-36-700-3, 1140 nucleotides. RefSeq lists its product as uncharacterized. Gene Ontology annotation, cellular component: nucleus. Lineage: Eukaryota; Fungi; Basidiomycota; Pucciniomycetes; Pucciniales; Pucciniaceae. The record is from RefSeq and is a predicted model, not a curated record. Gene Ontology annotation, biological process: regulation of DNA-templated transcription. The transcript is spliced from 2 exons. Bases 1 to 1140 code for a protein of 379 amino acids.